AUGGUAACCCAGCGACUUUACAUCUAUCUCAUCGCUCUCAACUCAAGCAGCAAUGCCAGAGAUGUACUAAAAUCGCUACCGGAGCAUCCCAUAAUCAAGGGCAGGCCUCACGGCUGGGUGCAUCGGCCUCACUUGCUCGAUAAGAAUGAACUUCUUGCUCAUGUCUGGGAUCUGUUUCUCGUCACGAAAAAGUCAAAAUUGCCAAACGAGGCUCUCAAACGCAUCAAACAUCAUCUGACCAUCCCCUUCGCGCUGCCGAAAGAUCAAUUCGAGCAGCUCUUAUCGACCUUUGAAUCUCGGCCCAAGGCUUCGGACAGAACACCUCCGUUGCCGGAAGAAUGGCAAAAAGAAGGUAUACCAAAGUCAGCCAUCACCGCCGCGAAAGACGGUCCUCUUGAACCAGGCGAGCUCCACCUCGAUCCAUCCAUGGCCGAAUUCCUGUCUGAUGCUCUGCGUGCCAAACUCGCCAACGAGCCUGUGAGUCUAUUCAACCUGUUCAAAUACAAAGGCAGUAGUGCCAUCCACGAUGACUACAUGGAAGACUUCAAGAAAGGCUUUGGCAGCUCGGCAGGAGCAACAGUGCGGUUCAUGGGUCCUGUGACUGGACCUUCAAGAUAUGGAGAUGAUGGCAAAGCCGAACAAAGCUGGGAUGAUGCAAAUCUCGUUCAGUAUGAUACUAUCUGGCAUUACGCAUACAUGUUAUCGACUGAUUUGUAUGCGCCUAUGAAUGAGAAGAAAAUCUCUGGCUUGGAUGAUACAUGCAUUCUUUGCGUGAGCGAGGUGGAGCUAUGGCAGUAA
Messenger RNA from Aureobasidium namibiae CBS 147.97, 798 nucleotides. RefSeq lists its product as uncharacterized. The record is from RefSeq and is a predicted model, not a curated record. The coding region runs from base 1 to 798 and encodes 265 amino acids. The transcript has a single exon. Lineage: Eukaryota; Fungi; Ascomycota; Dothideomycetes; Dothideales; Saccotheciaceae.